Aspergillus puulaauensis is the source of this 1182-nucleotide messenger RNA. It is a transcript of the gene UTP6, whose product is annotated as snoRNA-binding rRNA-processing protein UTP6. Lineage: Eukaryota; Fungi; Ascomycota; Eurotiomycetes; Eurotiales; Aspergillaceae. The record is from RefSeq and is a predicted model, not a curated record. The coding region runs from base 1 to 1182 and encodes 393 amino acids. Gene Ontology annotation, molecular function: snoRNA binding; protein binding. Gene Ontology annotation, biological process: maturation of SSU-rRNA from tricistronic rRNA transcript (SSU-rRNA, 5.8S rRNA, LSU-rRNA). Gene Ontology annotation, cellular component: small-subunit processome; Pwp2p-containing subcomplex of 90S preribosome. The transcript is spliced from 2 exons.
AUGUCUGCCACUACUGAUAAGGCGCGGUUCUUCCUCGAAAAGUCCGUACCAGAACUCAAAGAGUACGAGAAGAAAAAGAUCUUCACCAAGGAUGAAAUCACCUCGAUUAUCAAGAAGCGAUCUGACUUUGAGCAUAAAAUCAAUGCGCGCGGUACGCAGCCAGCCGACUUCGUACGCUAUGCCGAGUAUGAGAUGAACCUGGACAGUCUACGACGCAAGAGGAUAAAGCGGCUGGGUAUCAAGUCAACGGGAUUCAGUGGACAGCGCCGGAUUUUCUUCGUCCUCGAUAGGGCCACUCGCAAAUUCCACGGCGAUAUCGGGUUAUGGAUUCAAUACAUCGAAUACGCUCGACAACAAAAAGCGUACAAGAAGCUCAGUACGAUCUUAAUGGAUGCGUUGCGAAUGCAUCCGACGAACGCGGAUUUGUGGAUUUACGCUGCGCAAUAUUCUAUGCAGGACCAUGCCGAUAUGUCUCAGGCCAGGACUUAUAUGCAACGGGGGUUAAGGUUCUGCAAGAGCUCCAGGAAACUUUGGAUCCAGUAUGCCAAACUGGAGCUCAUCUACAUUACCAAGCUAGUCGCGCGACAACGGAUACUCGGACUGGACGAAAAAAUCGAGGCUCCCAAGCAGCAGGAAUCUGCGGAUGACCUUGAUGCCGACAUGAUUAUGAUGCCAAAGAUUACAGAGGAGGAUAUCAACCCCAGUGCAUCGGAUGAUACCGUCAAUGAAGCAGCGCUGCAAACCCUCAACUCAACGCCGGCGCUCAGUGGUGCAAUCCCAAUGGCUAUCUUCGACUCGGCCAUCAAAGCGUUUGAUUAUGAUGAUCGAUUCGGCCACGAGUUCUUCGACGUGGUCUUCGAGUUCGAGGAUAUACCCUGUCUGCAGAAGGUCUUGUCACACAUUCUCGACGUAAUGCAAGAGUCCAAGCCUGCCAGUCCGCAUACACUGAUAUGCUACAUCAAACUCCCCACGGCCGGAAUUCAACCCACCUCCGCCCAGUUCCCCGGCGCAUUGGGAACGGUACUCUCGCGACUGCAAGAACACCGCGAGAAGCCCCGGGUCGCAAAGGAGGUAGUCAGCUGGUUGCAUCCAAUCGAGAAAACGAAAGACUUGGAUCCCGCUAUCCAAACGGUCAUUGCUGCCACGAUUCACAAAGCGGAGCUGGUUCUUCAGGAAGCAUAG